AUGCCGUCCCAAAAGUCAUUCCGCACCAAGCAGAAGCUUGCGAGAGCCCAAAAGCAAAACAGACCCAUCCCACAAUGGAUCCGUUUGAGGACUGGUAACACCAUCCGAUACAACGCAAAGAGACGUCACUGGAGAAAGACUCGUAUCGGUCUAUAGAUGCAUCACCUUUCAACAGCAAAACAUUCCAUCUUCUCCUCAACCUCUACCCACGCUCAUACGAUUUUUUCUUUUUUCCACUUCUCGCCCAUCCACCAAACCUUACUCUACUUAUUCCGAAUUCGCACGAUCUAAGACACGAAUGGCAAUUUUUAUGAGAGAGGAGCAUGGAGAAAUGAAAUGAUAAUCUUUGCUCGGUUUGGCAGGAG
Molecule: messenger RNA, 365 nt
Organism: Botrytis porri
Lineage: Eukaryota; Fungi; Ascomycota; Leotiomycetes; Helotiales; Sclerotiniaceae
Exons: 3
Coding region: 1-156 (51 amino acids)
Biological process (GO): translation
Cellular component (GO): ribosome; cytosolic large ribosomal subunit
Molecular function (GO): structural constituent of ribosome
Source: RefSeq, a predicted model, not a curated record